Oreochromis aureus is the source of this 2612-nucleotide messenger RNA. Its product is annotated as glycine N-acyltransferase-like protein 3. The transcript is spliced from 5 exons. The record is from RefSeq and is a predicted model, not a curated record. Gene Ontology annotation, cellular component: mitochondrion. Lineage: Eukaryota; Metazoa; Chordata; Actinopteri; Cichliformes; Cichlidae. Gene Ontology annotation, molecular function: glycine N-acyltransferase activity. The coding region runs from base 192 to 1028 and encodes 278 amino acids.
UAUGUGAGCUAUUCGUGGGGGCGGUUUUUUUGUGCCUCCUCUUCAACUUUAAGCCAUGAAAGUGCGAAUCACGACCUCAGCCUUUAGAAACAAUCCCAGCUAACAUUUCUGUCGUCGUGGAGACCCCCGAUUUCCGAUCACUUCCGGGAUUUACCGAACUGUACGCUUCAUUUCUUCAUGAGUGGAGAAAAAUGGCUUUUGAAUUGUCCGAAGAUCAGUUAAAAACAGCGGAAAACGAGCUGAAGAGAUAUUUACCUAUGUCGCAGCAGGUUUACGGUUUCCUGGUGCUCAGAAACAGAGUCAGAUCCGACCCUGUACGGGUUUUAGUGGACAGGUGGCCACAGUUCCGCGUCAUUGUGUGCAAACCACACGUUGAACAGAAGAGUGACCUCUUCAAAGAUACAGUGCUUUUUGCAACUGAUGCUGCUGUUCUAGAGGAAAUCCUCAGCAAGUCAUCUGUUAUUGACUGGAGCAAGUACUUUUGUGUUGGAACCAGUGUUUCCCACACUGAGAUAUUCAAAGCAGUGGCAUCAGCAAAGGGUGUACCCUGUAAAAGAGUGGCAACAUGUUACUUGAUGACACUGGAAGAUGUGAGCAGGCUUCCGUCUGUAGACAGUUCAGGGAUAUCAAUAAGCUCUCUUGAUGAAUCGCACAUUGGCUUGGUGAACCAAACGUGGAAGUUUGGAAAGGACGAUGUGGCCGUUGCGAUGAUCCGCAACAUGAUUGCAAACUUCCCCUCCUGCUGCGUGCUGGAUGCAGAAAGAAAGCCUGUGUCCUGGAUUCUGACCUAUGCAUCAUGCGCUAUAGGAAUGCUUUACACGCUGCCAGAGCACAGAGGGAAAGGCUAUGCCAAAAUCCUGGUCAGCAGCUUGGCCAAGAGGAAUCAUGCACUGGGCUACCCAGUUUACAGCUUCGUAGAAGAGGAGAAUGCUGUGUCCUACAGGCUCUUUGCAAACCUGGGCUUCACUGAAGAUCCCUCUUACAGGGAAGCCUGGUUUGAAUUCAAUAAAUUUCAAAUAUUUCAAUGAGGGACAGAGUAGAAGUAAAACAAAAUUACACCACACCUUUUUCUAUUAAUAAGUUAAAGUCACAAUGUGAGCCAAUUCUUUUAGAAAACAGUUGGAAUAAAGACGAUUGCCAGAUUGUUGGGUUAGUAGCUCUUUUUUGGCCCUCUUAAUGCCCUGGAACAUUUCUCUCAUUUAUAAAAAGUGUGAUCAUUUCUGGUCUGUUAUCUAUUAUGACUGUAUAGCCUCUUAAGUGUACAGAAAAUCUCCUGGAAAAAUUGCAUUAAACCUGGACUGUAAAAAUUAAAGAGUAAGUGAAGUAGACGUUGAUUGACAAAAAUAAUACAAACGUAGCAGUCCCAGACUGCGUACCACAGAUAAGGUUGAUAAUUGCAUGCAUGUUCUGAGUGUCUGGAUCCAGUAGGAUCCACAUCUGGAUCUGAAUGAGUAUGUGAUUUCUUGGAGAAGACACUAAUUUCUUGGGGCUUGCUUUUGGGUCAGAAAAGGCACCUGUAAGUAGCUUUAUUUUCAAGUUAACUUCUUCCAAUUUCAAUUUGAUAUAUAUUUGUGAAAAUAUGGUGUGAAAUGUCCAGUUUCCCCCUAUUUCAGAAUAGUAAAGAACCUUUCCACAACUUCCUGGAUCAGCUCUAAAAGUAAUCUUCUCUAAGCAGGCUCAGUCCCCACCAUUGAUAACUUUUUGCUAAGAAACAAUCAAAUCAAUCACAUUACCUGCACGACAGAGAUAAUGAUGUAAGCUUUUAUUAAAUUAAAGCAUUUAAAGGAGAAGUAGAAAUAAAACCGAGCUGCACUGAUUUGUACUCAGUAGCUUCAUAUUGUUCAUUAAGCUGCUUUCUUUAAGGGGGUCACCACACCGGAUCAUUAACCUCAAUCCGAGCUUUGGCCACUUUGUUAUGGAAUUACCCUGAUCUGCAUAAAGACUUUCUUCCUGGGUUCCUGACACAACCCUUUGCAUUUAUCUGGCUAAAUCAGCUCUGAAUAAUACAAAACAACUAACGUUAUAAUAUCAUUAAGUACAAACAUUUCAAACUAAAGCUAAUAUGCUUCUAAAAAUUGGGACAGUUUAGUACUUCAUUAAAAACUGAGGGGACCAAAUAAAGCUAGCUGGUCUGUGUAACCUAGACAUGAGGUAGGCAAGACUUGAGGAACCAAUUAAUGUUCAUAUCUGAGUAAAUAUGAGACAGUUAUGUCAUCUGCUGGUGAGGACAGCUGAGUGAGGUUAAUUAUGUUAUAAGAGGAGUAAUGAGGUGGAAGAAACUUAUUUUAUUUGGCAGCUUUAUAAGCCAAAGCAGGGUCACCAAAUUCAAUAAGGUGACCCAAUAAAAUGAUUCCCCAGGCAAUGAGUGCUUACAAUCAAACAUCACAGGAGCCAAAAGAUUUAACAAAAAGAACAAUGAAAGUCGCUCUUGGUGUUUGCUGGCUUGUAUAACAAUGAUUAGCAAAAGUGUAUCCCUCACAACUUCUCCUUUUCUUCUGCUGUGCAAUAAAGAAGUGGUUUAUUGUCGGAUGUCUUUCCCACGUAUAUGAUGCGCAUUAAUUUGCAAUUAAUACUCUCCAUGGUUCUCCAAAGUAAAAAACAUUUAAUUGUUA